CACAGCCCCAUACAGUAACUCCUACCAAUGCUUUUAACGCCACUGCUCCACACAUCAUGUGACGGGGGAGUGGCAGAGAGUCCGGAAGUACACCGCUGCUGCUGCAACUCUCAACAAAGCUCUCCACCAUGGCCUACCAUGCUGGGACUCCAGAGGAUCCCAGUGCUUUGGUCCACAACAUCAGCUCCAACAUCCAGAAGCUGACACUGCUGACCUCUGAGCUGCAGAGGGCAGUUUCUCUGCUGGGAACGGAGCAGGACAGCAGCCAGCUACGACAGACGCUACAACAAAAACAGCAGCAAGGCAACCAGCUAGCGAAAGAGACUGACAGACUGAUAAAGACAUUCAGUGCGCUUCCUGUUGGCGCCGACCAGCGGCAGAGAAAGAUACAGAAAGAGCGUCUGUUGAAUGACUUCUCCGCCGCCCUGAACAGCUUCCAAAAGAUCCAGCGGCAGGCAGCCGACAAAGAGAGAGAGUUUGUGGCCAGAGUCAGAGCCAGCUCCAGGGUGUCGGGAGGACAGCCUGAUGACAGCUUUGGAAAUGUGUCUCCAUUCCAUAGUGAUUCCCAGGCUCAGGCUCAGGCUGAGGCUAUCACUGAAGAAGACUUGAGGCUGAUCCAGGAGAGAGAGUCGUCCAUCAGGCAGUUGGAGUCUGACAUCACAGAUAUCAAUGACAUCUUCAAGGACCUGGGGAUGAUGGUCCAUGAGCAGGGAGACAUGAUAGACAGUAUAGAAGCCAAUGUCGAGAAUGCAGAUGUGAGUGUCCAGAGCGGCACGCAGCAGCUGGCACGUGCUGCAGAAUACCAGCGGAGCUCCCGGAAGAAGAUAUGCAUCCUGAUGAUAGUGUUGGCUGUAGCUGCUACCGUUAUUGGACUCAUCAUCUGGGGCGCUGUCAAAUCAUGAGGGCUUCUUCUUCCUGUCCUCUACCUCUCCUGUUUAGUCAUUUACCCGGAAAAAGGAUGAAACACCGUCCCUCCUCUCUCCUCCUUAUCUCACCCCCCCCUCCCUCUUAUGAGGGGAGUCAUCAAGACUUUCUGUCUUUCUUUGAGUUGAUUAUGAUUUUAAAAUAUUGAAGUCCUUGUUGACAGGACCGCACACUCCUUCACUGUGAAAACAAAACUUGCUGGUAGCUUUAUUGUUAUAAUCAGCUUCAAUUGAAUUAUUAGUGUCUGAUUUAGGUAUGAUUUACUUUGAAGAGGGAGGUGUAAACAAAGGUGGAGGAUUGCUGUGUUCAGUAGCGGCCAUGUCGGCUCCACUGGCUCUUAUUGUUGAAUUCAAUUACAGUACAGACAAUGCUUCUUGGUGCAAUGAAGCGGCAAGUUGCUGCUAGGCGGGUAAGAGGCGAUUAACCUUCAGGUCAGUCUCUUCAAGAUGUCAAUUUGCUGCAGAUGCUUUUCUUUAUCAGGUUAGAUAUGAAAAACCCACAUGCUAGAAGAUUAUCCACAAUGAAACCAUAAAUCAAUUGCACUAUUUAAAUUUGGUAGUAUCAAAAGCCAGCUCUGGUCCAUAGUACAACGCAGCCAAACUACAUUCAGUUUAUACCCUCUUUUUAUCUCCUACAUUUGAAGUUUAUGAAUAAUUUAAAUUAAUAGUUCAUUUCGAUUCAAAUCCAUGUCGUAUUCUAUUAAUGAAUAAAGAAAAUACUGUACAUACACAUCCUAACUAUAUUAAACUUGACUAUCAGUCAUUACAGUUAGAUUUUUAGAUUUAGAUUUUUGUGCAGAUUGCUGCAAGGAGAGUCCACACACAAAGAAUGUAAGUGCAAUGUGUAGAUUGUGAAGGUCAUGUUAUAGUUGUGUAUAUGUGUUUUAUGGUUUGUUUUGACCUACAGUACUCACGGAUGCUUCAUGCAAAGGCCCUGCACACCACACUGAUGUCUUCAAUUAUGUGAUUGGUUAGACAGUUUGUAUGUGGGGGCUUUACUCAUAGAAAAGUUCUGAUAAUUAUCAUUAUGUUUCUGUGACUGACAACAGUACAUGUCGCUAUAAUCCUAACAUGAAGAAACCAAACUUGAAGUAACCCAAAGUAUAGUAAGUUAAAGCAAACACUAAUAAUUAUUUGCUACAACUAUUUCACCCAAAUGUAAAAUGAUGAUCACAUGUAUAUUUUUAAUACUGAGAUUUAGCUGCCUACCAUGUGCUGAAUAAAUUACCUGAAUGUACUGGA
Molecule: messenger RNA, 2165 nt
Organism: Dicentrarchus labrax (European seabass)
Lineage: Eukaryota; Metazoa; Chordata; Actinopteri; Moronidae
Gene: stx7l
Product: syntaxin 7-like
Exons: 10
Coding region: 129-902 (257 amino acids)
Biological process (GO): vesicle-mediated transport; vesicle fusion; intracellular protein transport
Cellular component (GO): membrane; endomembrane system; SNARE complex
Molecular function (GO): SNAP receptor activity; SNARE binding
Source: RefSeq, a predicted model, not a curated record